Messenger RNA from Neltuma alba, 762 nucleotides. RefSeq lists its product as uncharacterized. The record is from RefSeq and is a predicted model, not a curated record. The transcript is spliced from 4 exons. Gene Ontology annotation, cellular component: nucleus. The coding region runs from base 51 to 536 and encodes 161 amino acids. Gene Ontology annotation, molecular function: DNA-binding transcription factor activity; sequence-specific DNA binding. Gene Ontology annotation, biological process: regulation of DNA-templated transcription. NCBI's taxonomy places the organism in Eukaryota, Viridiplantae, Streptophyta, Magnoliopsida, Fabales, Fabaceae.
CAAAUCUCUCUGAAGAAAGAGUGUGCUUGAGAGAGAGAGAGAGAGAGAGAAUGGUUUCGUUCAGAGGAAAUGACAAGAGAACAGCCAUGUAUAGGAACCUACAAUUCCUUCGUUCAAUCAUCAACUCCCACCAGCGGAAGCGUAAAGCCUCAUCAUCUGUAAUAUUAGAUGCGUCAGUGUACUUACAAUCAGUGAGGCAGACGCUGGAAGAAUUGAAUCAAGCAAUUGCUGCAUCACGAAACCUCAUCGACAACGAUCCAGUGCCCAUGGUUACAGUUGAAGAACGAGAGGAAGGGUUCAUGAUAAAAGUGUUGAGCCAAAGAAGUUGCGAGGGGUUGCUGGUGUUCGUCUUGCAAGCCAUUGAAGAGCUGGGCCUUGAUGUUCUCCAAGCUAGGGUUUCUUGUGCGGAAAGCUUUUGUUUAGAAGCAGUAACUGGAACCCAAAAGGACGAUGAAGAGACUGGCCAUAUGAAAGCGCAACUAGUUGAACGAGCAGUGUCUCAAGCUAUCCAAAGCUGGAAGGAACUUGAAAAUUAAGCAAUAUAUAAUUAAUUAUUGAAUGAUAUCCAGCUAGCGACUCUUGGGGUUUAAAUUUUGUUAAUUUAUUGUUAUUUCUUAAUUUCAGUCUGUCCUUUUAAAGUUUUAAUUUCAUCCUUUUAAUAUUUCAUUCAGAUGGCCAAGUGUUUGCCUUCCGCAGCAUUAAUGAGUCAUCAGUUAUGUAAUAUUGUAAGAUAAUAAUAAAUUUUGUGGAGCUGUCGUGUAA